AUACCUGCACAGGAUGGAGACUGAGGAGGCACAGGAAAUGUCCCAGAUAACAGGAGGGGACAGCCCGAAUGCUAACGAGGGGGGAGAGGACCAAGAUGAGGCCAUGCCUGUUCCUGAAGACUUGUCAGCAAGCACUGGCCUCCAACACAACAACCGCACAGACAAACCACUAGGGGAAAGGCCGUUCCAGUGCAGCCAGUGCGGUGCUUCCUUCACUCAGAAGGGUAACCUGCUCCGACACAUCAAACUGCACUCUGGCGAGAAACCUUUCAAAUGUCACCUGUGCAACUAUGCUUGCCGCCGCAGAGACGCCCUCUCCGGACACCUGCGCACGCACUCGGUUGGAAAACCUCAUAAGUGUGCAUACUGUGGGCGCAGCUACAAGCAACGGAGCUCACUGGAGGAACAUAAGGAGCGAUGUCACAACUACCUGCAGUGCAUGGGCCUUCAGAAUAGCAUUUAUACAGUGAAGGAAGAGAACAGCCAGAAUGAGCAGAGGGAGGACAUGCCAGCAUCUGAGAGAGCCUUGGUGCUAGACAGGAUAGCUAACAAUGUAGCUAAGCGUAAGAGCUCUAUGCCACAGAGGUUUGUGGGAGAGAAUCGUUUGUCGGAGCUGUCAUUCGAAGGCGGCUCAGGUGAGCUCAUGCAGCCUCAUGUGAUUGAUCAGGCCAUCAACAGUGCGAUUAGCUAUCUGGGAGCGGAGUCCUUGCGGCCUCUGGUUCAGACCUCCCCUGGCUCCUCCGACAUGGUGGUCAGCCCUAUUUACAACCUCCACAAGUCACAAUCAGUCGAAGGCAAUGGUGUAUCUGCUAAAGACAGCGCUGCAGAGCAUCUCCUUCUGCUGUCCAAGUCCAAAUCGGCCUCCGUGGAGAAGGACGGCUCGCCCAGCCCCAGCGGCCAGGACUCCACUGACACCGAGAGCAACGAGGCCGGGGGAGGCGGGGCAGCGGCCGCAGGAGGUCUCAUCUACCUGACCAAUCACAUGGCUCCAGGUAUGCGAAACGGAGGUCUGCCAGUAGUGAAGGAAGAGCAGCAGCGGCAUUUUGAGGCCUUGCGGGCAGUAGGGAUGGAGCUGAGUAUGGCGUCAUCGGAGGGGUUUAAGGUGCUGAGUGGAGAGGGAGAAGAGUUGAGGGCGUACCGCUGCGUCCACUGCAGAGUUUUGUUCCUGGACCACGUUAUGUAUACCAUCCACAUGGGAUGCCAUGGCUUCCGAGACCCCUUCGAGUGCAACCUGUGUGGUUACCGCAGUCAGGACCGCUACGAGUUCUCAUCACACAUCACGCGUGGAGAGCACCGCUUCUGAGUUAACACACAGAGACGUUCCACAUACACUUGACUACACGAUCACACAAGCGUACUACACACACACACACACACACAACACAUUCAACAUUUCAGAAUUUUUUUAGACACUGUCCAAACACUGGAGUUUCCUGUAACAUUGAUUUUUUUUGUACAUACAGUUGCCUAUAUAUUUCACUGUCUUGUCUAUUUUUCUACAAUGUUGUGAUUUAUAUGUAAACUAGUGAGACUAUUAAAAAAGAAAGAACUGUAACUGAAAAUAGAAAUUAGGUGUUUGAAAGUGCAACAUUUUAUAUAAUCCCAUAUAAAAGUGAAGUUUUUGCUGCCCUAA
Messenger RNA from Sinocyclocheilus grahami, 1633 nucleotides. RefSeq names its product DNA-binding protein Ikaros-like. The coding region runs from base 14 to 1303 and encodes 429 amino acids. Gene Ontology annotation, biological process: regulation of transcription by RNA polymerase II. The transcript has 6 exons. NCBI's taxonomy places the organism in Eukaryota, Metazoa, Chordata, Actinopteri, Cypriniformes, Cyprinidae. Gene Ontology annotation, molecular function: RNA polymerase II cis-regulatory region sequence-specific DNA binding; DNA-binding transcription factor activity. The record is from RefSeq and is a predicted model, not a curated record.